AUGUUGACUAGUAUUCAACAAUGGAUUGUGACGAAUCAACAACUUCUUACGUCGACUACACAUACGCAUAUUCGUUCCGAGCAAUCAAUAUCCGAGACGGAAAACCCGACGAUGUCAAUCGACGAAGAGGAUUCAAUGAUCGAUUCCGCCACCAAUACUUUAGAGGUCUCGAACAAUGUUAUGCAAACAUUGCGUGAUACGGUCACAAUUAUGGAAAUGAUUUUUUCCUUACUAGAAAAACAUUCGAGAUCACUUAAUUUACUAUCUAUUAAUGACAAUGUAUGUUUUUCGGUUCUUCUAAUAUUGACGAAACGAAUAAAUUAUGAUUUGCUGGCACGACUUACAAUUUUGAAAAUUGAUGUUGCUUAUGCGGUAUUUGAGACAUUUGCCUGGUUAACGCAGUGUAAAUUUGAAAAUUUGCAAGAAAUCUAUUUAAGCAUCGAAAGAAUCGACAACAUGGCAUACACAUCAGAACGAAACCAAUCACGUGAUCUCAGAAAAAUCACCGAAUUCCUAAAACUCCAUAACAAUAUAACCACAUUCAGCAUGCACACAGGUCCAGGCUAUUUCUCGGGAAUUGACCGAAUAAGCGUGAUAAUCUCUCAUAAUGCAAAAACCUUAAAAAAUGUUCGAUUUCGCGGGUGUAGAUUUUACAAAAGUUAUAUUUUUGAUGCUUUGGCGCAUUGUACGAGACUUGUAAAGCUUUCAUUUAAGGGCUGUUCUAUGACGGAUUCAAAACAAGUUGAGAAACUUGUUGAUGCUCAAUUUGAGCAUUUGAAAGAAGUUUAUGUUUCUGGUGAGGAUGCUUGUGAGGCGUUGUUUGAAUGGAGUGAGAGAAUUUGA
Ambispora gerdemannii is the source of this 843-nucleotide messenger RNA. The record is from the annotation of a GenBank genome assembly. Lineage: Eukaryota; Fungi; Glomeromycota; Glomeromycetes; Archaeosporales; Ambisporaceae.